AUGCAGUGCAAUCCUCACAAUGCCAUCUGGGACUUCUACCUACAGACUCCGGACAACUGUUACAGCCUUCCCAAGGUUAUGCUCGCAUCCGCCAGCGUCCAAGUAGUUUCGGACUGGACUAUGGUGUUGCUGCCGCAGAAAGUAAUUUGGUCUUUGAAUAUGAACUGGCAAAGGAAAGUCGGUAUCUCCGUACUUUUCACUGUCGGACUUUUGGCUUCAGUAUCAGCAUCUGUCCGUCUGUACACCACUAUCAACUUUGCUGGAACAGAAGACCAGAUGUACUUCAUCGCUCCUCUCCUAUUCUGGGCCUGCGCGGAGAUGACCUGUGGGUUUGUCAUCCUGUCGGUGCCCUGUAUCCCAAAAUUCAUGUCAGAAUCUGGCAUCUCGCCGCGCCUGAAACAGUUGCUGCAACGCGUUCCAGGAAGGUCCGGGAAGUCGACCGCGGCCUCAAAUCCUCAAAGCUAUAAAUUUGGAGACAUAGUUACCAUUGGAGGUUCAAAUGGAAACAAGAAGGUGGCCCGUGAUAAUACAUACUUUGAGAUAGCUGAUGGCGGUGUGGAGUUGGGGGCCGUGGAGACCAACUGCAGUCGUGACGAUGAUAAAGCGAGGCACAAGUGA
Diaporthe batatas is the source of this 618-nucleotide messenger RNA. RefSeq lists its product as uncharacterized. The record is from RefSeq and is a predicted model, not a curated record. Lineage: Eukaryota; Fungi; Ascomycota; Sordariomycetes; Diaporthales; Diaporthaceae. The transcript has 2 exons. Bases 1 to 618 code for a protein of 205 amino acids.